CGACAAGGCUGCACAUUGUGCUCAGACCGGCGAGCCAGCCAAGGUUACACAGGCGUUUUCUCUCCCCGCCUCGGAAGGUGACAAAUGGAGACCUUCAAUCAUCAACUGAACACUUACAUAGAGUCAUGGAUGGGUCCCAGAGAUCAGCGUGUGCGGGGAUGGCUGCUGCUCGACAACUACCCACCAACCUUUGCACUCACAGUCAUGUACCUCCUGAUUGUGUGGAUGGGGCCCAAGUACAUGAAACACAGGCAGCCGUUCUCCUGCAGAGGCAUCCUGGUGCUCUACAAUCUGGGCCUCACACUCUUGUCCUUCUACAUGUUCUAUGAGCUUGUUUCUGCUGUGUGGCACGGUGGUUACAACUUCUACUGCCAGGACACUUACAGUUUACCGGAGGUGGAUAAUAAGAUCAUAAAUGUCCUGUGGUGGUACUACUUCUCCAAGCUCAUUGAGUUCAUGGACACCUUUUUCUUCAUUCUACGAAAGAAUAAUCACCAGAUCACGUUUCUUCACAUCUACCACCACGCCACCAUGCUGAAUAUCUGGUGGUUUGUUAUGAACUGGGUACCCUGCGGCCAUUCGUACUUCGGCGCCUCCCUAAACAGCUUCGUUCACGUCGUGAUGUAUUCUUACUACGGCCUGUCAGCCGUUCCAGCCAUACGGCCGUAUCUUUGGUGGAAGAAGUACAUCACACAGUUUCAGCUGAUCCAGUUCUUUUUAACCAUGUCGCAGACCCUGUGUGCAUACUUUUGGCCGUGUGACUUCCCCAGGGGGUGGCUGUACUUCCAAAUAGGCUACAUGGUCACGCUCAUUUUCCUUUUCUCAAACUUCUACAUGCAGACUUACAAGAAGGACAGUGGUUCUCUAAAGAAGGAGCAUCAGAACGGCGCGCCUGUAUCGACAAAUGGACAUGCAAAUGGGACGUCAUCUUUGGAGCACACUGCACACAAGAAACUGAGGGUGGAUUGACAUUUGAGAAAGCGCCACCUCUCAAUUCUCAUUGAAGCGUGUUAGCUAAUGCUGCUAGGAGGUAUAUGUAUCUUCUUAUCUAGAAUAGUUUAGCACUCACUUGAGAUUUAAAAAAAAAGCCAUAGUCACAUAUAUCCAGAGACUUUCCAUGUUUUUGCACACGUUCCUACUCAUGAAUUAUUAAGUUAAUAUAGAAGAGUAAUGUAGUAUGGUUGCACAAUAAUGACUCCCCAACCCUCUAGAGGAAAUUCACUCCAAUGCAAAAAAGCUCUCUCUUGCUACCAGCAAACAAACAAACAAAACAGUUUGACUCUUUCAAUGAUGCUUUACACACAAAAAGGUCCAAAGAUGAAAGCUGCAGUGAGUGCGUUGGCGGCUGAAGGUUCAUCACACUCAGUGACGUCUCCGUUUCAACAACCUAAGGGACAAUAAACUAACACUGUGCUUACUAUGCUCCUUAAUGUGUAACUAGAGCAUGCAUCUAGUGUCUCGCUUUAUCUCACUCCUGCCUGUGCUGUUACAUAAUCCUAAAUUUCGCCAUGUGUAGUACUGUAAUGCAUUUUUAUUGACAGGUUGUAACAGCAGACGCUUUGAUGUAUAUUUGCAGAGCAGGGACUUAAAUUUGGAAUAUUUAGCCAUCUUACCAAAGCAUAACCAAAGCUUAGUGGACUGCUUUUGCAAAGUUUCAUAUUUAAACCAGUUUAGGACACAUUGUUAGAGGGCAGUUAUUGUGUUUUAUGAGCACAAUAUAAACUCAAUUUUCCUUAACCUCCUCCAUGUUUUAUAUAUAUAUAUAUAUAUAUAAGCUGUUGUUUUGUCUCACACUGUUCUAUAAUAUCUAUUAUAGGUUCAUCCAGUGAAUGCAAUAAGAAGUUACACUGGAAUUAAUUAAAAAGUUAACGUCCAUUAGGUCUGCAAUGUAGCUGCUUUUUUGAAUUUAGGUAUCAAAUGAAUAUUGUCAUAGAGCAUAAUUCAAUGCUAAACACUCAAGUAUCUUAUAUUCUGAUCACUUUUACGAUACGUUUAGUUAUUAUUGAGCGGAAGUUGAAAAAAUAAUCUUACCACAAGGUCCAUUUAUUAGAUGCACUGGGGCUUUCGAUUGUCACAUGAUCUUCUUCAACACAUUGAUUUUUCCCAGCUGUUAAUGCAAGUCGUUAAAAUUAUAAGAAAAAAAUAGAAAUGUAAACAUCUGCAAUUUCAUACCAACUGAGUAAAAAGAGGGAUAUAAUCAAAAGCUCCAGAAACGCUACUAAUUGGACCCGGAGAGGCGAUUGUUUUAUCAAAUAAUAUAUAGGGUUUUUUAAUUAUUAUUUUUCCAGUAUUUACAUCAGUGGGGUGCCUUCUGGACCAGUUGAUUUCUAAUAUAGUAUUUUUAACUUUUUUCAGUAUGCUAUCAUUAGACUCAUGUUUGUCCGUCUUGGACUAAUAUGUGUCAGACCUCCAGUUCAAAUCCUGUGCCUGAAGCUUUGUAUUUCUGUUUAUGAAAAUAUCAAAUGGCCUGAACAUCAUUCCUAACAACUGACACAUACUAAACGCAACAAUGAUGUUUAUCUUAUUAAAGGAAUAAUUGGGAGAUAUGCUUGUUCACUUUCUUGCUGAGAGUUAGAUGAAAAGACUGAAAAGUAGACAGUUUAGAUACAUUUUACUUUUGAUAGACUGAAAACCCAUUAACCCUUAGCUAACUGAUCCAUUUCAGGAAAUAACUGAUGUAAUAUAAAAGAGGCACUAUUCCUUUUAGUAUGAAAGAACACAAGCAUAAUUCCCAAAAUGUCAAACUCUUCCUAAAACAUUUUCAAAAUCUUCAGUUACUCAUUUUACCAUAUUAACAGGUUUUUGCAAAAAUGUGUAACAUGAGAAUUAAUUGUUUGUUUUUUGGUGAAAGAAAGAAGGUUGUAGUCGUCCAACCAUUCACUCCUCUGUGUUCCUAAUGUUUAUGUAAUUUUAUUUUUACCUCUACUAUUGCUUGGGGUCUACACAGUUGGUGCUGGUACAGAAAACAAAGGUACAAGGAUGUUUGAAUUAUGAACUGUGUAAAUGUGAUACCCUCGCUGUGGAGCACUGCUGUGCUGCUCUAUCACGCUGAAUCUGUUUCAUGAGGUACUGUAUGGCCUUAACCACUGAAUGAGCAUGACAUGUUGCUCAAAUGUAUAGGUGACCUAGAUUCACGUUCACUGCAUCAGAAAUUAUUGUUAAUUCUGAAUUAUACAUACAAUGGCCACAUUGUGUCUGCAUGAUGAAUCUGGUCCACAGAUAUCAGCUGAUAACAAUAAACGUGUUUAACAUGCAUGAGCCAUAUCUACUCAGAAACUGAAUUAUAAUUAAAUUAUUUCCAGCUUAAUGCCAUCCCUGUUACAGUUCCUCCUUGUAAAAGGUGAUAGCGCUGAAGGUAACAGGAUUUAUAUAUUUAAGGGCUGGAUUAGCAUUAAAAUACACCCCAAUUGGUGAAGGCCAAGGAAGCAUAUAGGUAUGUAAUGAUAUAUUACAUACAUUUUAUAGACUGUUAAAAUAGAUAUAUAUAUUUUCUGAAAUCUGGGGUAAAUCUGGGUUAACAUGUUGUGACUCAUGCUUUACUCAAUGUAACACAUUAAAAACAAACUGAGAAUGUAAA
Centropristis striata (black sea bass) is the source of this 3577-nucleotide messenger RNA. It is a transcript of the gene elovl5, whose product is annotated as ELOVL fatty acid elongase 5. Bases 85 to 969 code for a protein of 294 amino acids. The record is from RefSeq and is a predicted model, not a curated record. Lineage: Eukaryota; Metazoa; Chordata; Actinopteri; Perciformes; Serranidae. Gene Ontology annotation, biological process: sphingolipid biosynthetic process; very long-chain fatty acid biosynthetic process; fatty acid elongation, saturated fatty acid. The transcript is spliced from 8 exons. Gene Ontology annotation, cellular component: endoplasmic reticulum; endoplasmic reticulum membrane. Gene Ontology annotation, molecular function: fatty acid elongase activity.